This is a messenger RNA of Parnassius mnemosyne (clouded apollo), 882 nucleotides long. The record is from the annotation of a GenBank genome assembly. Lineage: Eukaryota; Metazoa; Arthropoda; Insecta; Lepidoptera; Papilionidae.
AUGGCCACCGAAGUGCAAAAAAGUCCGGUGUCGAUGAUCGACCCGUCGCAACUCCUCCGUCCAGAGGCGACGUUCAACGACAAGCCAAUCGACGCGUUUCGAGACUACUCCGUGGACGAUGCUGACCCCAUCAAGGAGCGCGUGCGCAGGACUUACUACACAAUGCACACCAACGUUACAGUGGAACUGGUUAAACAGAAACGCGACAAAUGGUUGAACUUCAACCACUUCAAGUCAACGGUGAAGGAUGCGUUGAUCAAGCUGAACGAGCUGGUGGAUGAAUCGGAUCCCGACACGGAUCUGCCAAACAUCGUACACGCCUUCCAGACCGCCGAACGCAUCCGCCAGGAUCACCCCGAUGAGGACUGGUUUCAUCUCACUGGAUUGAUACACGAUUUGGGCAAGGUAAUGGCAUUCUACGGCGAGCCGCAGUGGUGCGUGGUGGGUGACACAUUCCCCGUCGGCUGCAAGUGGGCCGACUCCAUCGUGUACGGUCCGGAGAGUUUCAAAGAUAACCCGGAUACUUACAACCCAAAAUAUAACACCAAGUACGGAAUGUACCAGCCACAUUGUGGACUGGACAACUUGCUGAUGUCCUGGAGCCACGACGAGUAUCUCUACCAGUUCCUGCUUCACAACAAGUCCAAGCUGCCUGAAAAGGGGCUUUACAUGAUAAGGUAUCACUCCUUCUACCCGUGGCACGCCGGGGGGGACUAUCGCCAUUUAACUAACGAAAAGGAUGAACAGAUUCUUCAGUGGGUGCUGGAGUUUAAUAAAUACGAUCUCUAUACCAAAAGUGAAAAGGUGCCAGAUAUUGAUGCUCUGUGGCCCUACUACGAAAAACUUAUAGAGAAAUACAUUCCCGGAGUCUGUGAGUGGUGA